AUUGAGGAAGACACCAGAUCAAAUUUAGAGCAACAUUUCAUCAUCAAACCCUUUAGUCUAAUACCGGUGAUCAUAGGAAGUUGGAAACCACAGUUGAAGUCACAAAUGUUGCAAGAGAAAGCUGCAAGUACAUCGUUAAAAAAGAACCAUUAACAUAAUCAAAAAAUGGCUGUUAAGAGUCAUAUUAUAAGUCUGCUGGGACUCAUCGUGAUCUGCUCACUUCUCACAGGUACAGCUGGAGAGACUCAUGUGUUCAGUAGUUCAGGUGAAAAUGUCACUCUGCACUGUAUUAAUGCUCUUUCUGACUGCACCUCAACUACAUGGCUGUACAGCAAACCUAGAUCAUCAGUUAUAGAACUGAUUCAUGGAGGAAUAAAGAAGAAUGACAUAGAGAGAGCUGAGAGACUGAGCCUGGGGUCUGACUGCUCUCUGAACAUCUAUAAAACAACAGAAGAUGAUCAUGGACAAUACAACUGCCAACAAUAUGUGAAUGGACAAAACCAUGGAACUAAUUCACAGGUUUUUCUACAUGUUCUUCAUGUUUCUCCAUCAUCCCCACAGACUGAGAUAAAACAAAGCAACUCUGUGACUCUCACGUGUCAGUUGUUUUCAUAUGAUAACACUUGUGAUCGAUUGGUCCGUUAUGAGGGAAUUCAGCUGUUCUGGGUGAAUCAGGCUGGUGUUAAUCUACAGACAGACUCCAGAUAUCAGAUAUCAGGAUCAGGACACUGUUUCAUCACUCUAACUACAAUACUCCUGAAUGAAGACAACAACACAGAGUGGAGAUGUUUGGUUAAAAAGAAGAAUAAGAUUAAAACCUCAACCAGCUAUACUGUUAAGUUUAGUGGUAAGAAAUCAAAAUAUUAG
Paramisgurnus dabryanus is the source of this 867-nucleotide messenger RNA. Lineage: Eukaryota; Metazoa; Chordata; Actinopteri; Cypriniformes; Cobitidae. The record is from RefSeq and is a predicted model, not a curated record.